UCCGUAAUUGCUUCCGGCGACUUUCACAUAGAAUUAGAGAUCAUAUCCGUAUCUUUAAAUCACACAACAAGUCAUUAUGGACGCCGCUAAAUUAGCAAAGCUUCAGCAGUCAGUUAGAAUUGGUGGAAAGGGAACUCCCCGACGGAAGACCAAGAAAACCCAGAAGAACGCUGGUACCGAUGACAAGAAGCUGCAGGCUUCGCUGAAGAAGCUUAACGUCCAGCCCAUCCAGGGAAUUGAGGAAGUCAACAUGUUCAAGGACGACGGAAAGGUCAUCCACUUCGCCGCUCCCAAGGUCCAAGCUGCUGUUGCCGCCAACACCUUCGCCAUCUACGGAAACGGAGAGGAGAAGGACCUCCCCGAGCUUCUCCCUGGUAUCCUCAACCAGCUCGGCCCCGACUCUCUUGCCAGCCUGCGUCGCAUCGCCGAGUCCUACAAGUCACUACAGCUCGAUGGCAACAAGAAGGAGGAUGAGGAUGACGAUGAGAUCCCCGAUCUGGUCUCGGGCGAGGAUUUCGAUACCACAAAAGACGAUGUCGAAUAAAUAACGACAGAUCAAAGGAUGCUACAAUCGAGGCGAAUGGGGAAAAAAGUAUAGCUUAAUCAAUCAUUUAUGGUUAACAAUGUAUUGUAAAUUGUAUCCAAUGGUAAAAACAGAUAAAAAUAAACUCAUGCAACCUAAAAA
Messenger RNA from Myxozyma melibiosi, 685 nucleotides. RefSeq names its product transcription factor BTF3. Lineage: Eukaryota; Fungi; Ascomycota; Lipomycetes; Lipomycetales; Lipomycetaceae. Gene Ontology annotation, cellular component: nascent polypeptide-associated complex; cytosol. The transcript has 3 exons. Bases 77 to 544 code for a protein of 155 amino acids. The record is from RefSeq and is a predicted model, not a curated record.